GGGACUGCGAGUUUUGUGCGACCCGACCGGGCCGCUGUGGCCGCCGUGGCCGCCGGAUGUUGCGCGACAGGGCUGCGCCAUGUCGGACUCGUUGGUGGUCGCCGAUGCUUCCCAGGCACUGGUGCUGGCCGAUGCGGCACAGGAGCAGUCGCUGGUCCUUGUCGACGACAGUAGUGAUACAAAGCGAAAGGCCAAAUGGGCCCGAGGAGGCCCUUCGAAAAAGGGUAGAAGGUGGGGGCUGCUUGAGGAUAAGCCGUUCAAGCCAUUGCCUUAUGUAGAGUUGCCGGUUGGUUUGACGGAGUCAGAGGUGGACCAGUUUUUGCGAGAGCAGCGCUUGGAAGAUCUGAAUCGGAAGAUUCAGUUGGGGCAGCUUGAGGAUGUUGAACCUGACAUCCGACCGCCCUCGCCCCCUCCGAUCUACGAUCGUCAGGGUAAUCGUCUCAACACUCGGGACAUCCGCAUCAAGAAGGCCAUGCUGGCGGAGUGGAACAGAUUGAUCAGGUACAUGCUGAAAAACAUGGAAGACUACGUGCCUCCUGAAGGAUGGAAGCCACAGCGUUUGGUGAAAAAGAUCCUGAUUCCCUAUGAGAAAUACCCCAACGCUUCGUUCAUGGGUGUCAUCAUUGGGGCCAGAGGUGUCAAUCACAGACGCUUGCAGGAGGCAUCUGGCUGCAGAAUAUUCAUCCGUGGCAAGGAUAUUGGGGACAAGUUUCAGGGAGAUGAGGAAAGGCAUAUGCCUCAACAUGUUCACAUCGAGGGAGAGACGGAGGAGCAGAUUGAGGUGGCCACAGAACUCAUCAUGCCGCUGUUGAAUCCUGAGAGUCCAGAGUUUGAGUAUGCGAGGACCCAUGGUAUGCAGCAGGUUGCGCUGGUGAAUGGCUUCACGUUGAAAAAGUCUGAACAGCGCUGUGGCGUUUGUGGUGCUAUUGGCCACUUGGGCUUUGAUUGCCCAGAGACAGAGGCAUUCAGCUACAAGAUGGCUGAUGUGAAGUGCACCAUUUGCGGCGACCGUGGUCACGUGGCUUCGGACUGCAAACAAGCGGCAGAGCAGCACAAGAAGGAGAAUGUUGAUUGGAAAGAGGAAGCAGCUAAGAAGCGUGAGUUGGAUGAAGAAUACGAGAAGAUGAUGAGUGAGUUGGGUUUGUCCAAAGCAAAGCCAAAGGAGGAUGCAGACAAGAACCCGGAAAGUAACGCGCAGGAAGAUGGACAGAUUGGGCAAGACCACGGGCCCAACGGCGUAGAACCUCCGUCUGCCCAGCCGGAGGCCCAGGAAGGUCUCGCUUCUCCUGCGGACAUGUCGCCGGAGGCAUCACCCCCACCCGCAGCUCAAGAUGAUUCGCAGCCGAUAGAUGCGGCAUCGAGCUUGCCUCCGGGCCUGGUAUUGUGUGCCAAGCAGGCUCCUCCCCUGUCCCUGGUGCCCAAGAUCGUCCCGGCCAAGAUGCCACCAGUGCCGCCGACGCCGCCAGCGCCACCAGUGCCCAAGCCCAGACCCAGGGGGCUGCAGCCGCCUCGAGAUGCGGAUACCUCGAUCACCUGUCCUCGGAUGCUUUCGCAGCGGCUCUUCAGAGGAGGUUUGCACGUGCUGCGGGAGAUGGGUCAGGAGACAGGUGCGAGGGUCACGAUCCAUGAGCGUCCGGACAGUGAAGGGGGGCCCUUCUUUGCCAUCUUGGGAUCACCACAGGCGCGUGAAAUGGCCAAGCUCCACGUUCGAGCCUGGCUCGAUGUGAAUUCAAGGCCUCUUUCUGAAGGAAUGUCCACUUCACCAAUGCCUUUCCAGUCUACAGAUGGUGCAGGAUUUCCUCCGGGAUUUCCACCCUUCCCAGGGGAUGUGCCGCCGGGAUUUCCACCAAGUGGCUUCCCACCAAGUGGAUUUCCACCUGCCGGGUUUCCGCCUGGCAUGCCCAGCAUACCCAGCGUUCCGCACAUGCCACCUGGCUUUCCUCCUGGCUUUCCGCCGCUGGGGAACGGACCAAUGGACCUCGGCCUAGUGGUACCAACCUUUGAGGUUGGUGGAGCCUCACCUCCGGGCAUGUCUGCAGAGGCCUACGAUGAGCUUUGAGGGUGUCAGGUUUCACACUGCGGAUCGCAGAGUGGCGGCCGAAAAA
This is a messenger RNA of Cladocopium goreaui, 2105 nucleotides long. NCBI's taxonomy places the organism in Eukaryota, Dinophyceae, Suessiales, Symbiodiniaceae. The record is from the annotation of a GenBank genome assembly.